CAGAACACAGGACCGAACACAUCUGGGAUAUGUGGCACACAUUUUAUAUAGCUGAUUGGGCCGAUGAAAACAACUCCGUCGUCUGAGCCAAAACAAACAAACAAACAGAAAUUAAUAAAAAUACAUGCUGUUGUGAUAAUGCUUUAUUAAAUGGCGGUUAUUUUAAUGCAAACAUCCAGACUCAUCCGAUAUUAGCUGUUAUAUUAAUCAAGCCCGGCGAGUCUUUUUUUAACCAAAACUAAGCAGGCCUAAAAAUAAAUAAAUAAAUAAAUAUACAGACAAAAUAACUUUAUACAGCAUUUAGGUGAAUAUAUAAGCACCGAAAUCACAUCCAGGUGAUGGAAAACUAAACUAAUGUUUUAAAAUAGUCUACCUAUCUAUCUUGUCUGUCUAUAGCUAAUGCUUGUUUACUAUAGCGGUGUAUCGUGGAAUAUAAUUGUAUUAAUGAACUUUUAUAUAAUAAUAGGGACGGGUGCGGUGGUGGUCGCCUGGCCUUGGUGGAAACGGAGUAUGAAUGUCAUUUAUAAGAAUAUUGAAUUAAUUUCAAACUAAUAUCCACGGUCCUGAGUGUGUUUGAGUGCAGCAGGCUGGUGUGUGUGUGUGUGUGUGUAUGUGUGUAUGUGUUAUUAUCCGAAGGGGGACCCACACAACGAGCACACGUUAACAUUUGCCUCCGUUUUGAACCCCGUAUCCCCCCGGAAUAUCUCGGAUAUACCCCGGUCCAAGAUGGGGAAGGAGGUAAACGGAGUGUCGCGGAGCCGGUUUGAGAUGUUCUCGAACAGUGACGAGGCCGUCAUCAACAAAAAGCUGCCAAAAGAGCUACUGCUGCGGAUAUUCUCCUUCCUGGAUGUGGUGACUCUCUGCCGAUGUGCCCAGGUCUCCAGGGCCUGGAAUGUACUGGCGCUGGACGGCAGUAACUGGCAACGGAUCGAUCUCUUCGACUUCCAGAGAGACAUCGAGGGGCGUGUCGUGGAGAACAUCUCAAAACGCUGCGGGGGGUUCCUGAGGAAGCUGAGCCUGAGGGGAUGCCUGGGGGUGGGGGACAGUGCGCUCAGGACGUUCUCUCAGAACUGCAGGAACAUCGAGGUGCUGAAUCUCAACGGCUGCACCAAGAUCACAGACGCUACCUGCAGCAGUCUCAGUAAGUUCUGUCCCAAGCUGAAGCACCUGGACCUGGCCUCCUGCACCUCCAUCACCAACCUGUCCCUCAAAGCGCUGAGUGAAGGGUGCCCCCUGCUAGAGCAGCUCAACAUCUCUUGGUGUGAUCAGGUGACCAAGGACGGGAUCCAGGCUCUGGUGCGCUGCUGCCCUGCCUUGCACUGCCUGUUCUUGAAGGGCUGCACUCAGCUGGAAGAUGAAGCUCUGAAACACAUCGGCAAUCACUGCCCAGAACUGCUCACCUUGAACCUUCAGACCUGCUCCCAGAUCACAGACGAGGGUCUCCUCACUAUCUGUCGAGGGUGCCCCCGGCUGCAGUCCCUGUGUGUGUCCGGCUGUGCCAACAUCACUGAUGCAAACCUCAACGCCCUCGGGCAGAACUGCCCGCGGCUCAGAAUCCUGGAGGUGGCUCGCUGCUCGCAGCUCACUGACCUCGGCUUCACCUCUCUGGCCCGGAACUGUCAUGAGCUGGAGAAGAUGGACCUGGAGGAGUGUGUGCAGAUCACAGACAGCACCCUGAUCCAGCUCUCGAUAUACUGUCCACGGCUGCAGGUCCUGUCCCUCUCUCACUGUGAGCUCAUCACGGAUGAUGGGAUCCGGCACAUUGGCAGCGGCCCCUGUGCUCACGACCGUCUGGAGGUCAUUGAGCUGGACAACUGCCCCCUGAUCACAGACGCCUCUCUGGAGCAUCUCAAGAGCUGCCACAGCCUGGAGAGGAUAGAGCUGUACGACUGCCAGCAGAUCACCAGAGCGGGGAUCAAGAGACUCAGGACACACCUCCCCAAUAUCAAAGUCCACGCCUACUUUGCUCCAGUGACCCCGCCCCCCUCUGUGGGAGGAAGUCGUCAGAGGUUCUGCCGCUGCUGCAUCCUGCUAUGAUGUCAGAGCAGCAACACUGACUUUAUAAUCAAUAUCUCGAAGUAAUGUAUAGCUGUGCAGGUCUGGACUUGGAAACCACCAUUCCACAGAUGCGUGUGUCUGUCUGUGUGUUUGUACGUGUGUCUGUGUCUCUGUGUGUCUGUGUCUCUCUGUCUGUAUGUGUGUGUAUACAGCAUGUCGACUCCCUCAUUGCGUUGACAUUUGAGCCCAUGCAGGUUUUACUGUGAGUUCACCUUGAUGUAGCUUUUAAAUAGGAUUUGUAUUUUUGUAUUCAGUGUAGUUGUUUCAUCAUUACAGAUACACUGUACAUUCAGACAUUGUAUUCCCAAAGAAUUCGUGCAGAGGGGGGAAAAGAAAGUAUAUUUGAAACCAGUAUCUCAAUAUACAGCCCAUCUGUGAAGCUGUAAAACAUAUUGAAUACAAAACAAUAUUGCUGUGACUCGCCUGUAGUCGUCACAAGGUGAAGCUUCUAGUUAAACCAGUACUGGCUGAAACUGGGAUGCACUGGGAGUGUGUCGUGUGGGAGCAUGGCCAUGAUGGAAACGGUCUAGCAAGCUCUUCAUAUUCAUAUCCACGGCCCUAACCUCCACAGUACUUGUGAAAAAUAGUAUAUUUUUUAUGAGAGCGCAGAUUUAAUCAAAGAACAAAAAAAGAUGGCCAAAUUUUGCAUGUUUCAAUGAUAGUUAUA
This is a messenger RNA of Polyodon spathula (Mississippi paddlefish), 2725 nucleotides long. RefSeq names its product F-box/LRR-repeat protein 20. The transcript has 15 exons. The record is from RefSeq and is a predicted model, not a curated record. Gene Ontology annotation, molecular function: protein binding. Gene Ontology annotation, cellular component: SCF ubiquitin ligase complex. Gene Ontology annotation, biological process: SCF-dependent proteasomal ubiquitin-dependent protein catabolic process. The coding region runs from base 619 to 2037 and encodes 472 amino acids. NCBI's taxonomy places the organism in Eukaryota, Metazoa, Chordata, Actinopteri, Acipenseriformes, Polyodontidae.